AAAUGUUGAAAGCCAGACUGUCAGUGACUUUAAUGUGACAAACCAUGAGACAAACAAGCCAAGUACUUCUACUGAAAAGCUGUUUCUUGUCGAGGAAAGAUUGAGUGACAAGUCCGGUGCACAGCUGGAGGCAUCACAAACCAACAGCACACACACCAGCUCCAUAUUUGUUAUUCUCUCGGUCUCUCGCUGUUUUUUUUUUUUUAUGAGCUGUUUGUUAAAUUGUUACAGUUACUGCCCAUGCACACUCUCCACAAAUGUCUGCAAAGAGUUUCCCACUGCAAAACUAGAAAUGCAGCUUCUCAUUGCACAAAUGAGCACAACAAGAACACAUUGUCUUAUUGUGAGAGGAAGAAAAAAGAAGAAAAAACUGUGUGGAUUAUUACAGUUUUGCACACUGUGCUCAUUGAGAUGAGGUCAUAGCCAGGCCCCUCAUUACACAAGCCCACAUCCGAGAUGAACUGGUAAUUUCCACCAAAAAAAUGGGAGGUGGUUCCAAACUGGAACACACAGGGAAGGAUCUAAGUCUAAACUGAUGAUCAGACACAAAUAAUGUUGAAACUAUUGGCUGUGAUGCACUUUGUGGCUAAAGAAGUACCAAAUUAUGUUACAGUAUUCCACAACUUGUUCUUUUUUUUGUGUAAGUGGUAAAACGACACUAUAAAUGUUAAAGGGCAGAAGGCGUGGUUUGUGUACUCUUAAAGAAUUUUAACACUAUGUGCCAAGGAUGCAGUCAUCGCAGUGGUGCAGAAGACAAGUUAAGCAAUGCAAGAUCUGCAACAUAAAACACCACUGCUAGAUGAGAUCAUUAUUUGGAAUUACCACACCUUGCUGCAGGCUCAUGUAUUGUUGGUGGGCCAACAGACUCAGAUCCUGCUAUUAUUGUGUUUUACGCUAUAAAAUACAUCAUAAAAAUCCCCCGGGUGUCCCAAACACAGGUGCAUAAUCAUGAGGUGUUCGCUGUGGAGAUAUCGGAUUCUUCUGAAGAGAAUGUUUUGGCAUAUCAUCUUGAAAGCAAUCUUCCUGAAUUAAUUCAGUACUUAAUCUGUACUUCAUGUACCCAAACAAACAACAUGAUUUUAUUGCCUAACAGCUGAGAAACUGCAAAAGAACCAGAACUUGGCGCACAAAUCGAAUUAGUUGCAGCAACAUAGAAUGAUGUAAGACAUUUUGGGAGAUUUACAAAAUGAGAAAUAGUCUGUCGGUCAUUGGCCAAGAGCGCAGAUGAAAACCAUAACUGGUAGAACAUUAUUGCUAUAAAAAAAGACUCAAUAAAAUAUUUUUAAAUGAGAAAUAAAUAAAUAGAAACACUUAAAAUUAGGAAACUAAAAAAAGGUCGGAAAACACUGAACCCACAUAUACUGGGAAUAAAAAAAAAAUAGGUGUAGAAUCUGUAUUUUCAAUCAAAUUGCAAGCAACAAUUGAAAUUUAAAUGUACAAACUAAAUACAUUAAAAUUGAAAUAGUACUUUUUGUCAUUCGUACUCUAACGAUCUUUGUUUAAUUAACAACUUUGGCACAAAUACAGCUCGUAUAUAUCUUUCCAGACUGAUCCAUGGACUAAAGGAAGGAAGAUAAGGAACCUUCAUUACGAUUACAGCAUGCCAACUUUCCCACAUGAUCAACCAGAGGAUGCAUCUCAGAGCCAAAAGAGAGACCUCAAAGACUUUGAGAACUCUCUCAUCCAACUGACGACAAGUCUGGACUUGAUGCAGGAGGAACCAGAAAGACCUCUUCAGAAGAAGACAGAUGCUGUAGAUUUAGGAUUGGAAAUGUUUAGAAGAAGACAAAGCCCGGGGGACCACGUUGACAAAUCGUGGCUAAAGUUGAGGUCACUCCUGAGGGACUAUCAUCAGGAUCUCAUGUUGGCUCUAGACGUCUCAUCAUUUUACCAACAAGCCGACAGCAUCAUUGGCUCCAUUACCAGCAAGAGGAACCGUGUACUGGCGGGCGACAUCCCAAAAAGUGACAAAGAGACCAGAGAAAUUGCCUGUCAGAUCAACAUGCUGAACGAGUCUGCGUCUCGGCUGUCAACUCUCCACCCAACCCUGGCCAGAAGAGUUACAUGCAAACAGGCCGAGGUGAAGGAGAACUGGGCACUUCUCCAGGAGUUUCUCCGGAACCAGAAGACAGAUGUUUCUUCAAAACGCCCGUCAGCGUUACCCGCUGAUCCUCUAACCACAUGCCCUGACUCACAGAGCUUUGCUAGAAAUGAGGGUCACAGCGUAAUGGGAAAAGACGUCAAAGAAGAGCAAAACCGUCUCAGAGGAUUUGAGUGCACUCAAGGCCUGUGGACCCAUAGGACGUGGAGUCCGGUUGAGGAAUGUUCUAUAGAGAGUCAAGUCUCACUGUCGGAAAGCAGCUGUUCCAAGCUGGACAAUAUCUCAGAAAAAGAGGACAUGAAGAGCUGUAUCGACCAGAUGGCUCAAACAACCCCUGUUUCCGCUCAAGAAUGUCUCAUACCCAAUAAGCUGUUGAAAGAGUCGACGACAUCCACUGGAAUGAAUGAAGAGCAUGACUGCUCAAAGCAAAGACAAGACCACAAAAUAGAGGAGCUCCUAAGCCAGGUGGAGGUCCUUUGGGAUGCUCUGCAAAAGAAGUAUGGAGAGAACAAUAAGACUGAACCAGCAGAAAAAGAACAAUCUGGAGAUAAAGCUGCACAAAUGGUGUCAGAUCUCACAGUUUCAAACAAUCUCCUGGAAAAAUUAGAGGAAGGCAGUUCAGGAAUGCUUGAAAAGUUCCUUGAACUUCUGGAUCCCAGCGAUUAUCACAAAAUAUGUCAGGAUGUUCCUGGAACUCUGCAAGAAAUGGCUGAGGCUGCAGAAAUGUCUCUAAAUUUACUGAGUCAACAAACUGAACAAGAAAGAUCCCAGAAGCAGGACCAGAUCACUAAUGAGCUACAAAGCUCGGUAAAAUAUGAGCUUGUUUCACAAAGCGAUGUCCAACAUCAACCUAAUAUUAGAGAGUUACAACUAUCUACUCUAACACUGCGGAUAAACCAACACCUCUGCCGCUGUGCUGAGCUCAGUAUGGACCUCCUGGACAUAGAAACAGAUAUGGCUGUGCUUUGUGACUCUGACCUUAGUGGUCUGGAGGGGCUACAGGAGCAGCAGGAUGACCUAGAGGCUCAUUAUAAUAUCAUUGAGGGAGAGGUGAGAGAAAUGGAGAGACUAGGCAGUCAGCAAAAGGUUCCUUCCCCAGAACAGAGAGACCCUCUCAGGGAAGAGGUUCAGGCGAUCCUGCAGGCUUGGGAGGAAGUAGGCCGCAACAUGGCUGAAAACAGAGGCCGCCUGGAGAAGUUCCACCAGAUUCAGGACUACUUCGAAAAUUAUCUUGCCAUGAUUACGUGGACAGAGAACACCAGAUCCUGUAUCCUUGCUGGCAGCUCUGCUUGGAUAGAGAGUGAAGUUGCAGAGAUUGAUCACAGCAUUGAAACAAAGCUGGAUGAGUUUAGCAAACUGGCUGCAGCUGGUCAAAUGCUUAUGCAAGAUGAGAGUCAGUUUAAAGACAUUAUCAAGGAGAGAACAGAUGAGUUGCAAAGCAUGUUGGGAUGGAUCCAGGUGAACUGGCACGUUCAAAGAGAGCAGCUUAAAAGAAACCAGAAUGGGAGACUAGAGUCAACAAAUGAUCCUGAUCAACAGCAGGCUAUACCUUUCAAAAAACUUUCUGAAGGUCUUUGCAUUAUAAAUGGAGAGGUCAAAGGACGUACUGCUGAAACACAGCCCUCUCAAAACAAGUUUGAGCAACAGAAUGGGAGGCAUGAUGUGUCCAGUGUUGCUAGUCAGGAGUCAUGCCUUUCAAAGACAUCCCUAGGCUCCAGCAUCUGUCUCAUUUUGAGCUUUGAUGACCAGUCUUCAGGCAUUAACCAAGUGACAAAGCAAUGGUCCCCCAACAAUAAUGAAAUACUUGAAGAGUCAGCAAGCAGCAUUCAGGCAGACAGCUGUCAGUCACAGGACAAAAACUCAAUGCAAAUCCAACAGCCACAAGAAAUGCUCCAGGAGAGAUGGCCGAAUGAAUCAGUUAAGAGCAAAGACACCAAAUCCAAGUCAUCUUGUGUGAAUCUUGCACAAUUGCAAAUCAAAAACCAAGGAGAAUCAGACCAGUCACCAAGCAAAGAAGAAAUAUCCAGCCAGUUGUCCACAUAUAACACUGAAUCAUCAUUUUGCAAUCACCUACCAGAGAAUCUGCAGUCCAACAACAACCAAGCAUAUCUGCAACUAUCACCAGAUGUCGAUCAGAUGCAGAAUUCAGAGAAUCAAGCGCAAAAAACUCAGUCGCAAAGCUGCAGCCCGAACUGGAUGCAAAAACCUGCACACAACAAUCUAGAAACAAACCAAAACCAAAGUGACGACCACCUGCGGGCUGAAGUGGCAGCUGAAGUCACUCAUAGAGUGUUCACAUAUUUGCACGUCUCGGAUAGUUACAGAUCCACAGGGCGAGUCUUGGAGGUCAUAUCCCCAACACAUGCAGCAGAAAAUGUCAUACCUGAGAGGAGAACGGUUUAUAAUCACAACAGAUUCGUGCCAAGCUCUUUGUUCAAGCUGAAAGAGCCAAUCACAAAUAAGGAGGAAAACCAGCGAAGGAACUCUCUGCUUGGCACUGUAGGAUCGGAAAGGUCUGGCAAACCUUCAAGCAUUUUCAGGCGAAGGUGUAACACUUGGCCAGAAGGUGAAAGGAGAGUGAAAGAAAGUCAAUCAAACUCCAAACUUCAGGUUUUUAUUAAAAAAAACAUGUUGCCGGUGAAUUCUGUCAUCGAUAACAAGUCCAACUCUUUUCCAGAAGACGAUUUGCCUAAUGCCGUCAAGACUUCAAGUGGACCGGUUAAAAACAUCUGCUCUUAUUUGUCUCUAGGAUCCACUCUUAGCUUUAGUCUUCCCAAGAGCUUUCACAACAGUGUCUUGGACAUGGAAAAUAAAGAGGAGAUUCAACCUAUCCAGAUUUAUGAUGACUCAAACGACCAAAAAAUACCCUCAGCUCGAACGCCACAGUCAGAAAUGGAGGUCGAAUCAGUGAUACAUACUAAACAAACUGAAAUAAACCUUCAUACAGUAGAUAUGGAAGAUUUUGACAGUACAGAAGAACCAAUCACUGAGGUUGAGACCCAACAGUUAAACCAAGUUUAUGAAAGCACAGAGGCUGUCUUGAGGGUUUUCACGUCGCUUGAAUAUGAAGAACCUGAUAAUGUUUCCUCCAGCCAUCACGAAGCCUCUUCUCCAGUGGUCAAUGGCUCUGUCACUCACUGUGGGCCUCUGUGUCCUUCGUCAUCAGGUGGUCACAAUUGCUUAAGUGUUUACACUAAAAUAAAAGACCUGAACGGCCACUUAUAUUACACAUCCAAAUACAUGAAGAUAAACCCCUCAAAAAAAUUGUUCCCUAAUGGCCCAGGCUCUCGUAAGAGCAGCCGUGUCAUAAACUGUGGUGUGAGAGACUGUGCAGUGUGUUUCAGUGAUACAGUGAAAGAGACAAGUGUAGACUGGGCAGAGAAACCUGACAUUAGCAUGGAGGAACUUCUUAAGCCAGGCCACUGGUUAUUCCAGCAGGAGGAAGAGGAACUGGAAGAUAUCUGGAGAGGAAGAGUGGGUAAUCUCACUUCAAACUGUACUGUGGAAACAAAUACGGAUGAAGAAACAGGGCUAUCAAUCAAAACCAACAGGGGACAGGUAGCCCACCCACUCCAUGGAUGAGAUGGCUGUUUUGGACAUCUAACCUGUCACAUCAUUGACAAGAUGGAUUAUUUCAUGGAUCCAUUUAUCUGCUGUACAUUUAGUAUGCUGUAUUUGUAUUAUUGUAUUUCAUUUGUAUUCUUCUCUAUAUCAACAUGGUAAAUUUAACUCUAAAGGUUGAUCUAAGAUCAUGCCAUAUACAAUGCAGAUACACAAUAGAGGUUUGAAAUGUCAUUGCCAAACUCCAGAUGGCGCCCUUGUCACGCUUAUGCGUACUGUGCAGCAUUAGGUAAGCACAGAGGAAUGGUGGUCAACCCAAGUACAAUAAAAAGGCACCUCUGUGCUCACCCAUUUAGAGCUAACAACAGAAUCAGCAUGCCCAGAGACCUCAUCCUGCUGAUUCACUGAGGAAAUAAUAACAGCACUGCCAUGAGAAAGCCCUUGCAUAUGAAUUACACUCUCCUUCAUAACCAGAUUCUAAUGCAAUAAACUGUACAUCUGAGAAAACAGUAUGUAAAUCACUAUUGUGGAACAUAUAUGCAAUUGAAGGGAUUAUUACUGUGUUUGUGUGGUCAUGCUGUUUUGUUACUCUCACACUUAUGUCACACUAUUUUGCACAAAAUAAAACUGAAACCCCA
This is a messenger RNA of Onychostoma macrolepis, 6300 nucleotides long. RefSeq lists its product as uncharacterized. The coding region runs from base 1601 to 5683 and encodes 1360 amino acids. The transcript is spliced from 18 exons. NCBI's taxonomy places the organism in Eukaryota, Metazoa, Chordata, Actinopteri, Cypriniformes, Cyprinidae. The record is from RefSeq and is a predicted model, not a curated record.